AGGCUUAAGUGAAAUGUCACUCUCAAUGCAGAGUGGGUGUGGGAAGUGAUAGAUUCUUCUGGUUUCCUGUCAUGCAAGACGACGACCUGGUAUGGCCAACGGUCAAGGCACAGCUGUACCUCUCAGAGGCCUCCCAUGUCAAGAAGUUGGUGGGUGCAGACAAAAUCCGGCGAAACAAGGAUGCUCUUAGGGAGCUCCGAUGUUUCCAAGAAAUUCUAGCAGAUCUACACGCUGGACACUUCGGCUGCGCCCCAGAACGCCGCAGCGCAGCAGAGGCAGCUGCCCAGAAGUGGGAGAUACUCACAACAGAGGCACAGUCGAGAAGCUUGAUGCCGGAGGCACUAUUCGAAGCAUCGGCUCGUGUCCUCUCGUACGUGCAAUGCUUUGGGAGAAGUACAUCCCCAGGCUCCUCCAAGGUUGUGAUAUCAGAAGAGAAUGCCACUACCUGUGGGUCGUCUACAAGAGCUCCCAGCACUGUCCUUCCGCAAGAAGAGACGCAGAGCCUGGCGACUACAGAGGCGAUCUCCGAGUUGACUGGCUUCCUGGAUGACGCGCGUCCAUUUGAUGCGUUUGGGCACACAGCCCUUGGCAAGACACGGCAGAGCAAUGAACAGCUCUGCAAGCUGGCAGCGGAGCUGAGAGAGCAGAUGGAUCAGGAGUACACUGCAUUGAUGGCCUCCAUCGAUGAGAUCCAAAGGCUCAUGGAAGCAGAGGUGGCGGGUGAUGCCCAGUUGCCGUCAAUAGCAGAAUUGCAGACCUUCACCGCAAGCAUCGAUGAAGCCACCCGAAAGUUGCACGCGACGCAGGCCAAUGCGCCGGCAGAGGUUUGCAAAGGCAGUGCGAGUAGUGCCAGCAGUGAGAGUGGGCUCUUGGAAAAGCGGCGUGACUCGCUGGACGCCAAGCUGGAGGCAAUCUUGGAGAUCGGAGAAGUGUACCAUAGCGAAAGCAUCCUACCGAGUGAGCCGACAAAGAUGUGCAACGUUCAGCUGGAAGACAAGGAUGAUCGGAUGCUCGUUCCCGCUGCCAUCAGAUUUGAGCGCCCACGCUGGGCGGAUUUAUGCUCAGAUUCGGACGAGGCUGAUGCUCCGAUGCCUAGCUUGACCAGUGCAAAGGCAAAUUCCACGCCAUCCUUGGCUCAAUGCAUCAGGCAGGUUGGGCUGGAUUCUGUUCGCAGAGCAUCCCCGACUUCCGAAGCAGCUGCCGCCGUGCAAAUCAUCCAAUGUUGGGGAAAGGCCCUGCCAUGCUUUUGAGGCCUUCUCUGUAACAACAAAUGUCAGAAGUGUGGCGGUCGUGUGGCGGUAGCGUGGCGUUAGUAAGGCAGUGCGGUGGAAGUGCGGCGGUAGUGCGGCGAAAGUGUGGCGGAAGUGUGGCGGUAGUGCGGCGGAAGUUUGGCGGUAGUGCGGCGGAAGUUUGGCGGUAGUGUGGCGGCAGUGUGGCGGCUGCGCGGCGGAAGUGCGGCGGUAGUGUGGCGCUAGUGUGGCGAAAAUGUGGUGGAAGCGUGGCAAAAGUGUGGCGGUAGAAGUGGCGGCAGUGUGGCAACUGUGUGGCGGCGGUAGUGUGGCGGAAAUGUGGCGGCCGUGUGGCGAAAGUGUGGCGGAAGUGUGUGUGUGUGUGUGGCAGUAGUGC
Messenger RNA from Effrenium voratum, 1626 nucleotides. The record is from the annotation of a GenBank genome assembly. Lineage: Eukaryota; Dinophyceae; Suessiales; Symbiodiniaceae.